UCAACCGGAACAAGCAAAAAAAAAAACUGCUUUCUUGGCGACGUUUAAAGUUUCCCUUUUCCGUGGAGUGGAACAGUUUUCAAGUCGUACUGAUGUGGUGAAUUGCGCAGGUUCGUGGAAGAAACACUAUCUGUCAGUACUUCCAUUCGGCAGCCUAAAAUAUGAACCCAUACAAGCGACUGAAUUUUUCCGUUGUCAUCUUAACGCUUCCAAGACGAGGGUGGAAUCAAUGAUAAAGCCAAGUUUUGUGACUACCGUUGGUACCUACUCGGAAUGUUGGUGGUAAUGGAACUGAAAGUUAUAAUUAAAAGAAUGUUUGUGUUGUUAAUGGAGUCUGCCAGCUGGAAGUGAAAGUAUGUUUCUAUAGAACCUUCUUUUUACCUUUUCGGAAGUGAGUUCAAGACAGUGAUAGACAAUGUGUAAAAAAUAGAACGGUCAAACAACGACCCGAUUUGCAUAAGUAGGCAAUAGAAAAUUAUUGCCGCCGAAAAAGGAUCCCCUGUGAGAUAUUUUGUGGAUCCUUUGGAAUAAUUAUGUGGUUCAUCCUUGUUAACAUCGAUGUCCUAGAGGCCGACGGUAUCAAUCGUGUUACGACCACCCUACGAUAUCAGGAAAAUUAAAAGCAGAAGCUCGAAGUGUGAAUGUCGAGCGAAUCGUUAGCAAAACGUGAGUGCCUCGUCCGCCCUCCGCAUAAUCAAUGGAAUAAAUACGAGUGCGAGUGUUGGUAAUGGGAAGAAAACUGUGUACCUCUGUGAUACAGUGCAUUGCAUAUGUGAAGUGAUCGUUUAGUACACGGUGCGUUGACGUUGUACUAAAUUUGAACGCAGCAUGAGGGGUGCAAGCAUUUCAGCAUGUAGUGUUACGGAAACAUAGUGAUAAAACGUUCAUUGUGUACGUUGGUCUAAGGUUUAAUGCAUGCUUCGUGAGAUAUGGUUUCGAGUUUUCGAAAAUAGCACAUUUAUAGUAAUUACCAGUAAUUACAUGCAAACCGGUUUAGAUAUAGGCACACGUUGAUGUAACUAUACAGUGCCAUACGAAUGAAUGAAAUAUGCAUGAGUGAUAGUGUAUCAGUGGAAGAAAAUUACUCAAACCCGAACCAAAAAGUCGGCCUAUGUCAGUCUGCGUGUCGUCUGCUCUGUCAAUCGCGACGAGUCUUGCUGCAGUGGCCGGAAUUCCCGGUGAAACGGAUCUCACCGGCGGUAGCAUGUCACUGUCGCACAUGUCCGUGUCGCAGUCGUUGAUGCAGCCACUGUCCCAUGCUCUGGCAUCGUCUAUGCUAAACAUGCCCGGAAUCGACCACCAAUCGCAAAACACGGCGGCCAUGUCCCAACAGCAUCCUCCUCAGCUUCACAAUCCCCAUCUGCAUUCGUCGCCUCUCACGAACGGAUCCGCCGGAAGCGACAUCACGGAUCAUCCCAAUCCGGAUAUGCUGCUGGCGCUGAUAGCGCGGAACAAAACACUCGAAGCAACCAUCCCAAAGUGCGGCGGCUGUCAUGAGCUGAUACUGGACCGUUUUAUCCUGAAGGUGUCUGACCGAACGUGGCACGCCAAGUGUCUUCAAUGCAGCGAUUGUCACAUACAGCUCAAUGAGAAAUGUUUUGCUCGAAACGGUCAAUUAUUUUGCAAGGACGACUUUUUCAAGUCCUACAGGCGGUACGGUACGAAAUGUGCGGCUUGCGAUCUAGGAAUUCCACCCACUCAAGUGGUGCGAAGGGCCCAAGACAAUGUCUACCAUCUGCAGUGCUUUAUGUGUUCGAUGUGCUCGCGGCAGCUCAACACUGGCGACGAGUUCUACCUGAUAGAGGAUGGGAAACUUAUUUGCAAGCCCGAUUACGAGGCAGCAAAAGCCAAAGGUUUAUAUCUCUCCGAUGGAUCAUUGGAUGGUGAAUCAUCAAACAAACGUCCUCGCACAACAAUUACCGCCAAACAGCUGGAAACACUGAAGAGUGCUUACAACAGUAGUCCAAAGCCAGCACGACACGUCCGCGAACAGUUAUCCCAGGACACCGGACUGGAUAUGCGAGUAGUACAAGUGUGGUUCCAGAAUAGACGAGCCAAAGAAAAACGACUGAAAAAGGACGCCGGUCGCACGAGAUGGAGUCAAUAUUUCCGUUCAAUGAAGGGUGGCGGCUCACCGAGCAGGCACGAUAAACUCUUAGAUAAGGACGAAUUGAAAAUCGAUCUAGAUAGUUUUAGUCAUCAUGAUCUUAGCAACGAUAGCUUUAGUACUUCGAACAUGGGUCUAGAAGAUGGUGCUUCACCCCACAGCGGGCGGGGUUCUUACAUCCACGGUAACGGAAGUCCGCCGCCAUAUCUAUCCAGUCAUUCACCUCCGCCCAUGGGACCGGGUCACCAUUUCGGUUCCUAUCCAGACAAUAUUGUAUACACUCCGCUAGGUCAACCCGUCAACUCAAUGCACCAUGGAGGUCCCCGGGGUCCCCACGGGAUGCACGGUAGUGCGGUAUCCGACAUGAGCAACGAUUCUAGUCCAGCCCACGGCUAUCCCGAUUUCCCGCCCAGUCCCGAUUCAUGGCUCGGUGAAUCCUGCCCACCGAAUGGAUCCGUCGCUUCCGCAGUAGCGCAACAACCUGUGCCGGCUCCGUCGGUGCCUUCGGUGGCGGCAUCUGUACCAGCAAUACCGCAAACCAACGGCAAUCAUGUACCGCCGGCUCUGCACUACUGAUGUGCUUGAGGUCUCCGAAGGGCAGAGAGAGAGAGAGAACGCGAAAGGCUUCUGUGUUCGGUUAGGUUAAAUUGAUUUAUCGUAUCGAUUAAUCUAGAAUUGGGGAUGAUCGCUUUUUUGUAGGCAGUGAAUAUAGAAACUUUAAUGAGCUAAUUUCAAACUUCAAAAUCAAAUCAACUGAUUUGCUUCGAAAAAUGAAUAUUUUUGUUGAUGGUUUUCAACAAUCAUAUUUUUGUAAAAUUGCGUCAUAAGAAACUUUUUGAAUAAUCUCGGAGUCCAACUAAAAAUCAGACUUCUACCAGAGAUCUUAACAGAAAUCAUCGAGGAAUUAUUCGAAUAAUCGUCAUUGAAUACGAUAAGGGAUAACUCCAGAUAGCCGUAGCGGUAA
This is a messenger RNA of Aedes aegypti (yellow fever mosquito), 3071 nucleotides long. RefSeq names its product LIM/homeobox protein Lhx3 (gene Lim3). The record is from RefSeq and is a predicted model, not a curated record. The transcript is spliced from 8 exons. Gene Ontology annotation, cellular component: nucleus. NCBI's taxonomy places the organism in Eukaryota, Metazoa, Arthropoda, Insecta, Diptera, Culicidae. Gene Ontology annotation, molecular function: DNA-binding transcription factor activity, RNA polymerase II-specific; RNA polymerase II transcription regulatory region sequence-specific DNA binding. Gene Ontology annotation, biological process: neuron differentiation; regulation of transcription by RNA polymerase II. Bases 1112 to 2683 code for a protein of 523 amino acids.